AUGUCAUUGUUGAGUAUUAUCGAUGCUGUCGACAACUUCAAGCCUACCGCUCUAUCCACUCAUAAGUUUGUUCCCUUUUACCUAUCCCUCGAGCAUACCCAGCCUCAGGACAUCAUCGGCCAGAUCGCCCCAGAAGUGGUCCACACGAUCAUCUCUCAUCCCCCUGGCACUUUUGCCGUUCAGAUAAUUGACAGCUCUGGUGGCAUGUCUCGGGCUUCCGACAGUACUCGUCCGCCGUCUGUUGCACAAGUCAAGGCAAUCGCUUUUGAUGACCGGCUCAGCACUGCCGAAGAACGAUCAGAGGCUAUUGAACGUGCGAGUAUGGAAUGGCGUGAGCAAGGAUUGUUUGCUGGGGUUAUUGGUGGAAGACAAUGGCGAAAUGAACGGUACACUGUGUAUGUGCACCCGUUCAGGAACGCGGGACUCGGGGGGGAGGUAGCUUUUGAGCUCGAAAGGUCGGCCUGCCAGCUAUUUGGAUUUGUAACGUAUGGGGUACAUAUGACUAUGUAUACUUCCGAUUACAGAAUAUGGGUCCCUCGCCGAUCCAGGACCAAGCAAACCUGGCCGGGGUUUCUGGAUAACUCUGUCGCCGGUGGAAUUCCAGUAGGCAUGUCGCCAUUCGAAUCCAUGGUCAAGGAGUGCGAAGAGGAAGCCAGUCUUACUGAGGAUGUUGCAAGGAAACAUCUGAAGUCAGUUGGAGCAGUUAGUUACUUCUUUCAAAACUCGCGAGGAAACCUUCAGCCCGAAGUUGAAUAUGUGUACGAUAUGCUUUGUCCUUCAGCGAAUGACCCAGCGUUCGUACCCAAGCCAUUGGAUGGAGAAGUCGAAAGUUUUGAGCUGAUGAACUGGGAGGCGGUUAUUGAGAAAAUGAAAGCCGGUGAAUUCAAACGAAACAGCGCAUUGGCAACUCAACAACGUCUUGGUGUGGCCAUGGGUUUUAAGUUAUUGGCCCAAGUAGGCCUCGCUCGCAUCCUAGAUGCGUGUUGGGAUAUUCAGGGUCUGCUGAUGUCACGGCGCGAUCGUCGCAAGGAUCGUGUUUUGAAUUACGGUACUGCUCCCAACCCGCCACUUACUACCACUACCUGUGCAACUUUGAACCUCUGGUCUGUCAAAAUGCCUCCGCGCCGCACCAAGAAACCCGUCAAGACCAAGCCUUCAAGCCCAAGGAGCUCCGAAUUAGAGUCGGAGGUCCCCUCCAAAUAUUUUACUUCUAAAAUCGCAUCAAAGGUCAAGUCUAUCGUUGGCCUUGAGACCGACGAUACGAAGCCGGUCGUCAACAACAAAAAACGCAAACGCACCAAUGCAGCCACCGAACACGACCGAGAGGACGAAGAGCCUGUCCCAAGGCAACAGUUGCCCAGAAAACCCCGUACCAAAGUAUCCGUGCCGAUGACACUCACACCCCAACAAUUAGCGGCGAAGCAAGCCAGAAUAUCAAAGGCCACCGAAAACGACUCAGAGUCUUCAGAGUCGGAAGACGAGUUAGCGACAGCACCUGUUUCUCCCACCAAGCCGAGGCCGAGAGGAAGACCCAAGAGGGCUACGGCUGCUCCACCGAAACCGAAACCAAAACCAGCCUCUACCCGUACCCGCCAAUCAGCCUCAACUAACACUAAGGUGUCAAGUACUUCCAGUGCUCGUAAGACUCGUAAAUCGCGGGACGAAUACGACUCCUCUAUUCGCGAGCUUACUCAUUCUUCGAAUUCACCAACUCCGUCCGAAACCUCUGAUACGCGCGGGUCUGCCGAUUACGACCCCGAACUUGAAGUUUCAGCUGACUAUCAACAGGACGAGGACGAGGAAGAGGCUGCUUUGGAAGCCAUGGAAGUUGACAGUGACGCUCUGGAUGACGAAUCAGACUUUGGGCCGCACAGAAUAGCGGAACGUGCAAGUAGCGUUGGAAAACGGGCCAAAAAAGAUGCGACCUCGGAAGAGGAAUAUCAGUCAGAUGAGUCUGGAGCUAUCAUCGUCGGAAAGGUUGCACAGGCACCAGAGACCGGGAGAGUUCCCGAGGGCCAAAUUUCUCAAAAUACGUUCGACUUCUUGCUUAACCUCCAAGAUCCUGAGAAGAACGACCGAGAAUGGUUCAGGUUACAUGAACCGGUUUACAGGCUCGCUGAGAAGGAGUGGGUUGCUUUUGUUGAUGCUUGGGUAACGACCCUGGUUGAGGUGGAUGAUCAAAUCCCGCCCUUACCUCCGAAGGAUAUCAUACAUAGGAUAUAUCGGGAUCGUGAGUCUAUGGCGGAUCACAUUUCAAUCAAACCUGGGGGUGGUAGUCUAGUGGCAGCUGGCGUGUGGUGCCCUGGCAAAAAUGAGUUGCAGACCAUCAGGAAUGUCAUACAACGAAAUCACGCUCGGCGACUCCGGGAAAUAAUAGCCAAGCCUAGUUUCGUAAAGUACUUCGGGGCGCCCGAGCCUCUCGCCACUAAGGGCAAAGAACGCCAACGCCAGAGUAUCUUCGGAGCUGAAGAUGAGCUCAAAGUGGCGCCGGCCGGAGUGAAGAAAGAUCAUCCCAACGGUAUUGAUGAGAUGGAUUGCACCUUAUCCAGGGAUAUUGAUCUUCUCAAGUGUCGAAGUUUCGCCGUCAUUCAUAGAUUUACCGAUGCUCAAGUUUUGAAAAAAGACUUCUUGGAGAAGAUUCUGAAACCUGUGCUGGUCGAAGUGAGACCGUUUGUGCAUUGCCUUAAUGAUUAUAUGACUUUAUCACCGGACGAAGCCAGCGUACCUGGCUCCAGCUCAAGCUCUGACGAGGAAUAA
Rhizoctonia solani is the source of this 2757-nucleotide messenger RNA. RefSeq lists its product as uncharacterized. The record is from RefSeq and is a predicted model, not a curated record. NCBI's taxonomy places the organism in Eukaryota, Fungi, Basidiomycota, Agaricomycetes, Cantharellales, Ceratobasidiaceae. The transcript is spliced from 19 exons. Bases 1 to 2757 code for a protein of 918 amino acids.